AUGUCUUUGGGUACUUCCCAAGCAGUUUUUCAGAUUCUGUCUAGGGUUGUGCCUCAAUGUGGUCAUAAUGAGCUUUACGGAAACACUUCGCAGUUGCGGGUGAAAUGUAGGAACAAAAUGUCUUCAAGGCGUAGGUUUUUAAUCGAGAGUUCUACUUCCAGCGUCCUUCAAAGCAAGUUAAGACCUCAUCGAUUUCCGUUGACCGCUGUCAGUUUUUGUGACUAUAAGAGCUAUACAUGCAAAUGCCAACAGGCUGAAAAUGUUAGUGGCGGCAUAAUGUCAGGAGAUGGGAACGGAUCAAGGUUUGCGAGUGAUGUUGAGAAAUCAAAUUUGGUAAGCAAUGUGAUGAGUGUGAAGUCUGUUCUAGAGUUUGAAGAUGUUCAGUUGUUGAAACAGGAGAAGGAGAUUUUGUCGUCUAAUAUUACAAAUGGAAAUAUCUCGAAAAACUUUGACUCUAUUAGCUCAAUUGAGGAAGAAGCGUGGGAUUUACUGAGGGAGUCUGUAGUUAAUUAUUGUGGCAAUCCUAUUGGAACUAUUGCUGCAAAGGAUCCAAAUAGCACCAAUGUUUUGAAUUAUGACCAGUUGCAGAGCUGGGAGAAAACUAUGGAUUGUCAUAGUCCAGGACAAGGUUUGAUGCCUGCUAGUUUUAAGGUUCGGACAGUUCCUCUGGAAGGUGAUGACUCUGCAACUGAAGAGGUUUUGGAUCCCGAUUUUGGAGAGGCAGCUAUUGGCCGUGUUGCUCCUGUUGAUUCCGGGUUGUGGUGGAUUAUUUUACUACGAGCAUAUGGAAAAUGCUCUGGGGAUUUAUCAGUUCAGGAGAGAGUUGAUGUGCAAACAGGAAUUAAGAUGAUUUUGAAGUUGUGUCUUGCUGAUGGCUUUGACAUGUUUCCAACAUUGUUAGUAACUGAUGGUUCUUGCAUGAUAGAUCGGAGGAUGGGCAUACAUGGGCAUCCUUUGGAGAUUCAGGCACUGUUUUAUUCUGCCUUACUUUGUGCACGUGAGAUGCUUACUCCCGAGGAUGGAUCAGCUGAUCUUAUACGAGCACUGAACAAUCGUCUGGUAGCUCUUUCAUUUCAUAUUAGAGAAUAUUAUUGGAUUGAUAUGAAAAGGUUAAAUGAAAUUUACCGUUACAAGACAGAGGAGUACUCGUAUGAUGCAGUUAAUAAAUUCAACAUAUAUCCAGACCAGAUUCCUCCUUGGUUAGUGGAAUGGAUGCCGAACAAAGGAGGCUACUUAAUUGGUAACUUACAACCAGCUCACAUGGAUUUCCGGUUUUUUUCACUGGGAAACUUGUGGUCUGUGGUAAAUAGUAUGGCCACAGAGGAACAAUCACAUUCCAUUUUAGAUCUCAUUGAAGCCAAAUGGUCAGAUUUGGUAGCAGAGAUGCCACUCAAGAUUUGUUAUCCCGCCCUUGAAGGUCAGGAGUGGCAGAUAAUCACUGGAAGUGAUCCCAAGAACACGCCUUGGUCCUACCAUAAUGGAGGCUCCUGGCCAUCACUGCUCUGGCAGCUCACAGCUGCAUGCAUAAAGAUGAACAGACCCCAUAUUGCUGCAAAAACUGUUGAAAUUGCUGAGAGGCGUAUAUCAAGAGACAAGUGGCCUGAAUAUUAUGACACAAAAAGAUCUCGAUUCAUCGGAAAACAAUCUCAACUGUUUCAGACAUGGUCAAUUGCGGGAUACCUUGUGUCAAAGCUGCUGCUUGCUGACCCAAGUAAAGCAAACAUACUGAUAACUGCAGAGGAUUCUGAACUUGCGAAUGCUUUUAUUACAGCCAAUCCAAAAGGAAAGCGUGGGAGGAAAAAUUUGAAGCAGACCUACAUUGUAUGA
Messenger RNA from Vicia faba (fava bean), 1827 nucleotides. The record is from the annotation of a GenBank genome assembly. NCBI's taxonomy places the organism in Eukaryota, Viridiplantae, Streptophyta, Magnoliopsida, Fabales, Fabaceae.